AGAAAAGAAAGGAAUACAUUAAUAGAGAAAGAACAAGUUCGUGCCACUUCAGUCAUCAUCUCUCCAAGUCAAAAGGCAGCAUUUCUUCCCCCUCCUCGAUUUUGUUUUGUUCUUUUGUCCACCAGAAGCACACCCAAUGCCUCCAGUCUCCAAACCCUAACCACACAAUUUCUAAAGCUCGAGGCACCGCCGCCCUCCACCUCGGUGAUUCCUGUCUCCCUCACGCCCAAAGACUUUCUCCACUUCCUCCACUCCUCUCUCUCUCUCUCUCUCUCUCUCACCAAUCCGUUGUAAUAAAUGACCAAAGUGAUCCCCUUAUGACUACCUCCGUACCAACCCCUUCCCCUACGCCUCCUCCUUCGAUCCCCAGAGAACCCCCAGGGGAGACGGAUCAGCCCGCGGCGGAGGCAAAGGAUGGCGCCGGCGCUGGCGUCGGAGGCGCCAGAGAGGGUAGGGUUUCGGAGGGCGAUAUGGAUGUCGAGGUGGAAGGCGGAGUAGAGAAGAAGGCCAACGAAGGAGAUCACGCGAUGGACGGCGGAGACGCGCCACCGCCGGCGCCUGCGACCGUGUUCCGGAUUCGUCUUAAGCAGCCUCCGUCCAGCCUUCGGCAUAAGAUGAGCGUUCCGGAGCUCUGCCGCAACUUCAGCGCAGUUGCCUGGUGCGGGAAGCUGAAUGCUAUUGCUUGUGCAUCCGAGACAUGCGCUAGAAUACCAAGUUCUAAUACAAAUCCUCCAUUUUGGAUUCCAAUACACAUAAUCAACCCUGAGCGACCAACAGAAUGUGCUGUUUUUAAUGUCAAAGCAGAUUCUCCACGCGAUACGAUUCAGUUUAUUGAAUGGUCUCCUAGGUCCUGUCCUCGUGCGUUACUGGUGGCAAAUUUUCAUGGGAGGAUAACAAUUUGGACUCAGCCUUCUCAUGGCCCUGCCAAUCUUGUACGAGAUGCCAGUUGUUGGAAUUGUGAAUAUGAGUGGAGACAAGAUCUUGCUGUUGUAACCAAAUGGUUGUCGGGGAUGAAUCCGUAUGGAUCAAUUCCUUCAAACUCAAGUACCUUGGCUAGCACGAAGACGACCUUCGAGGAAAAGUUCCUUUUGCAGCAAUCUCAAACUUCAGUGAGGUGGCCACCUUUUCUCUGUGUUUGCUCAGUUUUUUCGUCUGGAUCUGUUCAACUUCACUGGGGGCAGUGGCCUCCUGCACAAAAUGAUGCAGCACCAAGAUGGUUUCAAACAAGUAAAGGGCUGCUAGGAGCUGGACCUAGUGGUAUAAUGGCUGCUGAUGUUAUUAUCACAGAUUCUGGAAUUAUGCAUGUGGCUGGUGUCCCACUUGUAAAUCCAUCUACGGUUGUUGUUUGGGAGGUUAUGCCGGGCCCUGGAAAUGGUUUUCAAGCAACGACAAAGAUUGCCGUGGGGUGUGCUAUUCCGCCAUCUCUAAACCCUCCUUCUUGGGCAGGGUUUGCACCUUUUGCUGCAUACUUAUUUAGUUUGCAGGAACACUUCAUUUCUGAAGAAAAGCAAGGAAGAAAGCUGACAGAGCAUGAGAUCAAUGACGUCGCAUCAUUUCACUGUUCACCUGUUUCAAACUUUUCUGCUUAUGUGAGUCCUGAGGCUGCUGCUCAGUCUGCUGCAACUACAACGUGGGGUUCUGGAGUUACUGCAGUUGCUUUUGAUCCCACCCGGGGAGGAUCUGUCAUUACUGUCGUCAUUGUUGAAGGGCAGUACAUGUCUCCUUAUGAUCCGGAUGAAGGGCCUUCAAUUACAGGAUGGAGGGUUCAGUGUUGGGAAUCUUCGCUUCAGCCUGUUGUACUUCAUCCAAUAUUUGGAAACCCUGCUUCCAGUUUUGGCGGGCAACCUCCUGUGCAGACAGUGUGGUUAACUAAAGUUAAUAAAAGCAUUGCACCAACAGAUGAUUUUAGAAAUCCUCAAGCUUAUUUAUCCAAGCCGGUGAUAUCUGAUGAACUUAACUCAUCAGACUGUAGUGUUGAGAGGACAAACCGACUCAGUUUUGAUCCCUAUGAUUUGCCAAAUGAUGUUAGGCAGCUAGCUCGAAUAGUGUAUUCUGCUCAUGGUGGCGAAGUUUCUGUUGCCUUUCUUAGGGGAGGAGUGCACGUCUUUUCUGGUGCAAACUUCAAUCCUGUUAGUAGUUUUCAUAUAAAUGUUGGUUCAACCAUUGCUGCCCCUGCCUUCUCAUCUACGAGUUGCUGCUUAGCCUCUGUUUGGCAUGACUCAUUCAAGGGCCGGACAAUACUGAAAAUAAUUCGUGUUCUUCCCCCUGCUAUUCCUAACUCACUAUCAAAAGUCAACUCAGCUAUUUGGGAACGAGCUAUUGCUGACAGGUUUUGGUGGAGCCUUAUGGUCGGAGUUGAUUGGUGGGAUGCUGUUGGCUGUACACAAAGUGCUGCUGAGGAUGGUAUUGCAUCGCUUAAUAGUGUGAUUGCUGUCUUGGAUGCGGACUUCCAUUCUCUUCCAUCUACUCAACACAGGCAACAACAUGGUCCUAAUCUUGAUAGGAUAAAAUGUCGGCUUUUGGAAGGUACAAAUGCUCAAGAUGUUAGAGCACUUGUUUUGGACAUGCAAGCAAGAUUGUUAUUGGACAUGUUGGGUAAGGGAAUAGAAUCUGCCCUUAUAAAUCCUGCGACUUUGUUAGCUGAGCCUUGGCAAGCUUCCAGUGAGACGUUAUCUGGCAUUGAUGCUGACAAAAUGGUUGUUGAGCAAGCUUUGGUUCCAUGCAUACAGGCGUACGUUGAUGCUGUCCUUGAUCUAGCCUCCCAUUUCAUCACCCGGUUGCGUCGUUAUGCUAGUUUUUGCCGUACUUUGGCUAGUCAUGCUGUUGGAGCAUCUUCUGGUGCAAGCAGUGCACGCAAUAUGGUGGCAAGUCCUACCCACAGUUCUGUAUCACCAUCUACAAGUCAGGGUUCCCAGAGUGGUGUUUCUAGUGCAAAUGGAAAUUCUCAAAUGCAAGCAUGGGUUCAGGGUGCCAUUGCUAAAAUUAGUAAUAAUGCUGAUGGAGGUUCCUCAACUUCACAAAAUCCAAUUAGUGGGCCAGCUUCCUUCACGCCCAUUAGCAUAAACACAGGGACUUUUCCUGGAACACCUGCUGUGAGGCUUAUUGGAGAUUGUCAUUUUCUUCACAAGUUAUGUCAGUUGUUGCUUUUUUGUCUAAUAUUCCGCCGUAGACAAUCACCACGCUUUAUUGGAAGCAUUCAGAAGAAUCCAGAUUCUAUCUUGCAGAAAGUGCAACCUGCUUCUAAUGGAAAAGUAGAGGAGACCAGUGCAGUCUCCCGACCAACUCUAGGAGUUGCAAAAACAGAAGAAGGCCAGCCAGUUAGGACUGGACAAUUGACUGUUGGAGCAAAAGGGCUUGAAGAAGGUCCCAUCAGCAAGUCUGUAAGAUUUGGUUCUGGCAAUGCAGGGCAAGGGUAUACAUCGGAGGAGGUAAAGGUGCUCUUCCUGAUUUUGGUAGAUCUCUGUCGAAGAACAGCUGGUCUUCAGCACCCAUUGCCUGCCUCUCAGGUUGGCGCCAACAAUAUAAUCAUACGUCUACACUACAUUGAUGGAAAUUACACUGUGCUACCUGAAGUUGUGGAAGCAUCACUUGGCCCACACAUGCAGAAUAUGCCUCGUCCCAGAGGGGCUGAUGCUGCUGGGCUUUUACUCCGAGAGUUAGAAUUACACCCUCCAGCUGAGGACUGGCAUAGACGAAAUAUGUUCGGUGGUCCCUGGUCAGAUCCAGAAGAUCUUCGUCCUUUGGAUAACAAAAUGAAGUCUAAGCUAGGAGGCUCUUUAAGCUCCCCUAUAUCAAAAUUAGUAGAAGAUCAGGAUGACCUUUCUGGAGUCCAAGGCCUCUGGCCAAGGAAGCGCAGGUUCUCCGAGAGGGAUGCAGCUUUUGGCUUGAAAACUUCUGUGGGCCUAGGAUCUUAUCUUGGCAUUAUGGGAUCUCGAAGGGAUGUUAUCACAGCUGUAUGGAAAACCGGUCUGGAUGGAGUAUGGUACAAGUGCAUAAGAUGUUUGCGACAAACUUGUGCAUUUGCACAGCCUGGUGACCCUAAUCCUUCUAACGAACGUGAAGCAUGGUGGAUCAGCCGCUGGUCUCAUGGCUGUCCGAUGUGUGGUGGUACGUGGGUUCGAGUCGUCUAGUCCCAGAAACUGUUCGUGCUUUUUGCCUCUUCUUUUUCUGGCUUUACGUAUGCAGUAAAACUUUGUACAUAUGUGUAGCUCAUAUGUGAUUAUAACUUACAUAACAUAUUCCCACAAUAGAUGGUGAAAAUAUGUGUAAAUUAGAUUUGUGUAUCACGGAAAGGCAAUGAUGGAAUCACAGGUUUGGACA
This is a messenger RNA of Musa acuminata AAA Group (dessert banana), 4320 nucleotides long. Its product is annotated as mediator of RNA polymerase II transcription subunit 16. Gene Ontology annotation, biological process: regulation of DNA-templated transcription. The transcript has 16 exons. Bases 318 to 4130 code for a protein of 1270 amino acids. The record is from RefSeq and is a predicted model, not a curated record. Gene Ontology annotation, cellular component: mediator complex. Lineage: Eukaryota; Viridiplantae; Streptophyta; Magnoliopsida; Zingiberales; Musaceae.